This is a messenger RNA of Lottia gigantea (owl limpet), 1242 nucleotides long. RefSeq lists its product as hypothetical. The transcript has a single exon. Bases 1 to 1242 code for a protein of 413 amino acids. Gene Ontology annotation, molecular function: catalytic activity. Lineage: Eukaryota; Metazoa; Mollusca; Gastropoda; Lottiidae. The record is from RefSeq and is a predicted model, not a curated record.
AUGCAUCAAAAAAAUAAUAUAAUACAAUGGAAUUGUCGAGGUUUAAGUCAUAAUCUUAAUGAAGUUCAGCUAUUAAUGCAACAAUACAAUCCUUUGGCUAUUUGUCUCCAAGAGACUUUCCUCAAGCCAACGGAUUUGCGUUUAGUGCCAUUUAAACAUUUUGUUUCCUACCACCAUUAUGGCACUGGUGAUGAUAAGGUCUCGGGUGGUGUUUCUAUUAUUGUCAAUAGGAAUGUCGCCCAGUCCGAAAUCACACUCAAUUCUCCUCUGCAGGUAAUAGCCGUGCGAGUUACACUCCACGUACCUAUUACCAUUUGUUCCAUCUACUUACCACCCAGCUUAUCAUUGAACCUGAGAGAAUUGGAUGACCUUGUUGCCCAGCUUCCUUCUCCUUACAUUUUGUUAGGAGAUUUCAAUGGUCACCAUUCUUUCUGGGGUAGCUCCGAUGAUAAUACCAGAGGAAAAUUAAUAGCCGACUUCAUUUAUGACAAUGAUCUUUGCAUCUUUAAUGACGAAUCGCCUACGUAUUUCUGCUCAAAAAACCAAACUUUUUCUCAUCUAGAUCUGACAAUUAGCUCUCCAUCUUUGUUCCAAGAUUUUUCUUGGAGUGUCCACGACGAUCUCUGCCACAGUGAUCAUUAUCCUGUAAUUCUACGGAAUAAUGGUCCUUCACCAGUAGACAGGCCACAAAGAUGGAAACUCUCCAAAGCUAAUUGGCCUCUCUUUGAGGCUCUUUGCAUUUCUUCUUUUUCUCAAGAUGAUCUAGAUGAGGCAGAAGACCCGAUGGAAAUAUUUACCACCAUCUUACAAGAUGUAUCGGGCCAGGCGAUUCGUAAAACCUCGACAACUCCAAAACGAUUCAAUAAACCAUGGUUUAACGAAGACUGCAAGACAGCACUUAAAGAACGUAAUCGUGCUCUGCGACUGAUUGAACGUUCUCCUACCGCUGACAACAUGGCCUCUUUCCGCAUUGCACGGGCGAAAGCCAGGCGGACUAUCCGCCAAGCAAAGAGGUCGUCAUGGCAGGAGUAUGUUUCAAGGAUCAACAGUCGCACGUCUUCCAAAUCAGUCUGGGAUAGGAUCCGUAGGAUCAAGGGUGAAGCGGAUACAAUAUCUGUGAACCAUUUAGAGGUAGAUGGUUCAACUCUCACUACUCUUCCAGGUAUUGCUAAUUCCUUAGGCCAUAAUUUUUCUUAUAAUUCUUCCUCUAACUUUUCCUCGGAUGCUUUUCGGAGAGUGUAA